Gadus chalcogrammus (walleye pollock) is the source of this 3089-nucleotide messenger RNA. RefSeq lists its product as uncharacterized. Bases 396 to 3089 code for a protein of 897 amino acids. The transcript is spliced from 6 exons. The record is from RefSeq and is a predicted model, not a curated record. Lineage: Eukaryota; Metazoa; Chordata; Actinopteri; Gadiformes; Gadidae.
CGAGCGGCCAGGCGAGGCGCGGUGAGACAGAGGGAGAUGAGACAGGAGGCAUGGAGACUCGCCGCCGGCUGUUGAAGGAGUCCUGUGGGCAUGCCUUCCCCAUGGCCCGUCUACUGGCCCAGUGCCUCUGCUCUGCAUGCCAUCAUCCAGGGGAGGGAGGAAGGAGAGAGGCCAUCUAAAAAUAAACCCUACUCCAGCACCAGCAGAUAAACAAGAAAACCAACUGAAAACAAAAAUAGACUAAACGAGAAAUAAAGGGGAAACAUAGUGGUCGUUGUCUCCCUCUACCUGUACUUCUUCCUAAAUCUCUCUCUCCCUCUCUCCCUCUGUCUCUCUAUCUUUCCCCCUCUCUCUCUGUCACUCUCUCGGUCCUCGUUAUGCUCUGAGCCGAGAUCAUGUCCCAAUCUGGCAACGUCCUUCACAUGUACGUGGAGGUGAGGCCCGACACGGACCAGGACGCGGUGAAGGGCUUCGGGGAGGCGGGGGAGGCGGACGGCCAAGUGGCGGCUGUGCCGGAGGGCUCCGCAGAACUCCUGUCCCAGCUCGCCACGCAGACCACCUGCCAGACGCUCCCGGCGGCCCAGCGUCUGGCCCGGGAGCACGCGUACCGUCAGUCGCCGUCCAGACACACGGUGAGCUUCCAACUCCAGCACAAGGUCACCUCGCGGUCCCCGACGGUCCUCAAGAGGCCGAGGUUACCGGGGGACGGUAUCUCCGCCGCCCCUCAUCCCCCUCCUGCGUGCCAGCGGUUCGGCGAGGAGAAGGCCGGUGAAGGGACGCGCUCCGUGGUCACGUUCAGCUACGUCGCGAAGCCCAAUGUGCGUACGGUGGAGAGCCCCCGGCACCCGCGCUGUGAGAGGGGAGCCCGAGAGGACGUAGUCAACCCCUCCCCGUUUUGUAAAAGACUGAGCGAUUCCUCUUGGUGGGGGAGUCCAGAUUCCUCUCGCGGCUCUAGUCCGAAGCUGGCUUUCAGACAACCCGCUAUCGACCCCAUCGGCAGGGCAGCCACCCAGAGGGCCGUGGAAGAGUUUGGCUCCCCCUUACUGAGGAUCAAACUGGCCCAUGCGCUCGAGCGGGGAUCGACGUCGCGCUACUUCUCGCAGCCGCGGUGCCAGUCGUGGGCGGGCUCCCCUGUCCUGCGUCAGAACAACUGCAGGUCUCCCGUCGACUGUGUCAAAGACAGCAGCCAAGCUAACUGUACGCUUCCCCAGAGCAAAGUGACGGAGCAGCUCCCCCAGUCAAGGCAUCCCGCUUUGGGGACACCGACCCACCCGCGGCCCAGGUCUUGUGCGGGGCCUGAGAGCCCUAUUCAUUGGCCAAUGGAGCACAGAGCCCUAUCAGGCAGUCCGGCUACCCGGGGACAUCAUCACAAGGCCUGCACGAGGGUUUCCUCGCCCAAGGGAGCGAUUCUUCAACUUGGCAAUAAACUAGUGGAGGGCAUGAACCAGCUAAGCGACAGUAAAUCCUCGUCACCAGCCCCCAGCCCCGAGGUGGCCCGCAGGUUAGCCGUGGAGGUCACCAAAGUCUCCUCUUUUUUCACAGAGCCCAGGAAGGGCUCGUUGCAUAACGCUUUGGGUGAGCCCACCCGGGGGUCAAACUCUUGUGAACGCCACGACCCGAGCCCAAACGCACAACAGGCCCAGCAGCAUCAGCAGACGCUCCAGAUGAACAUCCCCUUGCACGGGCAACACGCACCAGCAACCGACAACAUCGACUGUCACCAGCCCGAGAGCUCCAUCUCGCAGUCCCACUCGCAGGAGACCAACUCUCGCAAUAACCACGACACGCAGCGGGAGGAGGAGGAGGAGACCAAGCCCGAGGAGCGGGGGGAGCGAGAGGGGGGCAGCCGUCAGAGCUCCUCCCAGCAUCAGAGCUCCUCCCAGCAUCAGAGCUCCUCCCAGCAUCAGAGCUCCUCCCAGCAUCAGAGCUCCUCCCAGCAUCAGAGCUCCUCCCAGCAUCAGAGCUCCUCCCAGCAUCAGAGCUCGCCCACAGCGGCGCCCAGUUCUCCCGCCCUCCCUGCCCGGUUCUUCCGCCCCUCUCACCCCCCCACGGAGUUCUGCUCCCCCAUGAGGGACCCCCGGUUACUCCGGGCCGAGGUGAGGGCGCUGGACAGCCCCACCCUGCACCGGCGCCAGCCCCCGCAGUACACCGGAGACCCCUGGUCCGCCGGGGCCGAGCGGAGGGGAGGCGAGCCGCCGCCGGGGGCCAACGAGAGCGUGGACUGCACGGAGCUCUCCCGCAGGCUCUUCAUCCACCAGGGGGUGGAGGAGGCCCCGGUCAGCUGGACCUCCAGGCAGCGCUGGGGGAAGCAGCCGUUGGAGGCGGUGGCGGAGCAGGAGAGCCAGUGCCCUAACCCAGAGGCCAGCCCCGCCGCCGCCGCCGCCGUCGUCCCCGGGCGCGGACCCCGGCGAGGCCACGGGGGGGCCCUGAGCCCCACGGCGCGGCAGAAGCGAGCGGAGCAGAGGAGAAGGGAGGCCCUGCUCCUGGGACCCGGGCCUCUGGAGGGGGAGCAGAACGGCGUGUUGGGGGGGUCGUCGUCCCGGAGCUCCAGUGGGGUGACGGGGAGCCUGGGGGACAGGGACUGCGUUUCCCCCGAGUCCAGCCAGUCCAGUCACCAGAGCAACGACACCGCCGCUGCCACCUCAGGAAUACAGAGGAUAGCUCGAGCCAAGUGGGAGUUCCUGUUCGGGACCCCCGUGGAGGAGGCUGCCAGCAGAGGAGACAAAACGUUCCUGGGCGCCUCCACAGCGCCCCCUAGCGGCGCCUCCAGCGAGUCCCCUACGCCCACGCCGCUGACCACGCCCUCCGGCCUGCCCCUCCUUUCGGCCAACCACGACGUCCAGCAGGUGGAGGUGGAACUGGUCACGCCCCCGCCGCUGACGGGCUCCUCCCCCAGGACGGGCAUCAUCGGGCGGACCCUCAAGUACUCGGAGACGGACCUGGACGCGGUCCCGCAGCGGUGCUACCGCGAGACGGACAUCGACGAGGUGCUGGCCGAGCAAGAGGACGCAGACUCCGCCUUCGGCUCCAACCGCAGCGUGCUGGGCGGCAGCCCCCCCGAAGGGCCCUGCUACGAGAGGGAGAGGUAG